Messenger RNA from Symsagittifera roscoffensis, 1563 nucleotides. Its product is annotated as transmembrane protein 248-like. Lineage: Eukaryota; Metazoa; Xenacoelomorpha; Acoela; Convolutidae. Bases 198 to 1349 code for a protein of 383 amino acids. The record is from RefSeq and is a predicted model, not a curated record. The transcript has 6 exons.
AGCUUAAGAAUGCUAGGAAAAUUAGAAGGCCCGUAUGUAAAGCUGUAGCUAUGAUGCCAGCAAGAGAGGGGAUUUGGGGGCAGUGCAGUGAAUGCUAAUGUAAAGACUGGAGAAUAGUUAUUGGCACUGGUUGGCUUUAAGCAGUUUAUUUGCUUUCUUUUCGUAUAAUUUCACAACUCCCUGCUCAUCGUGUUGUAAUGGUGUGCGGAGUGAUGUGUAGUAUAGCGAGGAGAGUUAACCCGCCAAUGGCAACUUUCCUGUUCACGCUGGUUAUGUGUGCAGCGGGUCUGGUCGCCUACGCCUUCUAUAUCACAUCACAUAGUUUAGAGGAUCCAGAUAUUCAGGACUGGAAUUCGUUUCUCGCUAACUUUGACCACAUCGAGUUCUGCCUGGACGCCAAAAGUAUCAAGGACUCUCCAGAUGCCCUGAAAAACAUCUCGGCCAAAAUAUCCAAGGAAGACAGAGAUGCUUAUUUACAGAACAGUGUGUGUAUGCAAGUGGAAACAACUCUGAAAGCGUCUCAUGGUGUCUCAGAGAGCACAUCUUUACUGAGUGGAAUUGAGCAUGCAGUGUUUAAAGUGGAAGCUAAAAGUUUCGGCAUUCAAGGCGAGCUAAGCAAUGUCCUGUUGUUCGGAUACCUGCAGAUACCUUCAAUUGACGACUGCGAUGCAAACAAGACCUCUGGCUCAGUCGUCGCCACUGAAGACCGCUGUUAUGCGAAGAACAAACUGUCUCCGAAAGGAGAAACAUGUCUACUUCUCAUAACAAAAGAAGCAGGGGUGCUACCUCAAUACAAAAAAAGACCAAAAACUUGCUUUGAGCAUUCAGACACCACUGAUGAACAAAUGAAAGAGGAAGUUAACAGAGUACUUGACAUCAUCUUUAAAACAGAAAAGAGUUCGAAUGACAAGUCAGCCACUUUUGUGCCACGUCGGAAGGGAAACUCGAGUUGUGUGAAAGAAACAAAAUUUCCGUGGCCGACAACGAAAAAUGAAAAGGGAAAAGAUGACUCAGCUAGCACUCAUGCCGAGUCUUAUAUCAUUGAAAUCUACCACAAGUUUAAUAUUGACUUGACGGCCUUUCUUUCUACAGGUGACCAGGAGUUGAUCAACGUACAUUUAGUGCACACAAGUUACUUCAUACUUCUAAUAGUAGCGCUGCUAAUAAUUUUCUCUCUCGUGAGGUCAAAUCAAAACAAAACUCAAGCUUCAUCAGAGAAGACUCUAGCAGAUAAAAAUUCAGAUCCCAGCGGCUCAUCGUCGCCUGCAGCAGCCAAAAUUAAAAAGGAAGGAAAGAAAACAUUCGUUUUGCUGCACAACGAACCUGAUAUUAGUGAUUUAGAUGCCUGAUUGUUACAAAAUAACUUCGGCGAUAAACGAACUUCUCAAUAUUUCCACAGGAGUUAUCACUUUCUCUUGGUAAUCAAAGAUAAUUUUUAGCUUCUUUGUACACAUAGCACGGGAUCUAAUUGAACUGAUAGUUUUAUAUGCUAUAUGUUGAAAUAUGUUAUUGUAUGUUUUCGAUGUGCAGAUAUCAAUUGUCAGUUGUUUCAAAUUGCUUAAG